Messenger RNA from Populus trichocarpa (black cottonwood), 1020 nucleotides. RefSeq lists its product as uncharacterized. The transcript has 2 exons. The record is from RefSeq and is a predicted model, not a curated record. Lineage: Eukaryota; Viridiplantae; Streptophyta; Magnoliopsida; Malpighiales; Salicaceae. Bases 175 to 756 code for a protein of 193 amino acids.
CAACACCUUUUACCCAUAACGUUGUAAUGGUAAACUAUUAUAACAAGACCAAAAGGGUUUCUUUGUCUCCAUUUUUUGACCGUUGCAAUAUCAAAUUCUUAAGCAACACGAAAACCUGAAGCUACCCAGAACAGUUAAAGAAACAUAACAAAAACAGAGAGGAAACCAUCGACAAUGGCAGAAACUAACUGCCAUCUGAACCAAUCCCAUCAACAAAACCCUAGUGUUCAAUCUCUCUUUCAAGCCAUUGAUCAUAUCUCUCUAAUUCUUUCUCAAAACUCAGCAGAUUCUGAUCAACCGGUGCCUUUAAAACUGACCACUGAGAGUUAUAUCAUGGAAAGAGGGCCAAGAUACAGAGCGUAUGCAAAGUUAAGAGAGAAAAAACUAAGAAUGACGAUGUUAAAGCAACAAGAAUAUGAAGAGACUGAUUUUAAACAAACUCCACCAAAGAAACAAGAGAAGUUUCAUGGAAAUUUGGGGAAUUCAAGAAAAGGGUCCUCUAUCUUGGCUCAAUCGGUGCCUGAUUUCUCUGCUACUUUGAGGAAAGAAAGCCACGGCAAGAGCUCUAUCGAAGUCGAGGAGAAAAGGAAUGGUGGGUUGUUAAUGGCGAGGAAGAGUUAUGCAAGUGUUGAAGAAUUAAAAGGAUUGUCUUUGGCUGCUGCAAAUGCUAUUAAUGGUGAUAACAGAGGAAACAGAGGAGGUAGAGGAGUUGGUGUUGGUGUUGGCAAGAAUGUUUUGGGAUAUAGAAAAUUUUGAUAUUGAUCCAUCUAUGGUGGUUUCUUAAUUCAUUCUGAAAUUUGUUGAUCUCUUAACUGGGUUUUUGUUUAGUUCGGUUUGAUUUUAUCAGAAUUUUCUCACUACUACUGCUAUUUCUGUAAGUUCUAUUCUUUGAUUGUUUGUUGAUUAAAUCUCGGGGAUUGUAAAGCUCUGGAUGUAAUCAUGCUUCACAUAUGAUUAUAGUAUUACUGGAGAAACUUUUGUCUCUCUUGGGAUAAAAUCCUAUCUUAUUUGCAUUGCAAA